UUUCCAGUUAUCCCUCCCACUUUUCAGAUUUUUACGUUUAGUCUAUCGCAUUAUUAUAAAUGUGCGUGAACAUGAGGAUUGUCCAAACGUAUAGACACAGAAAAAACCAUUUUUCGCAUAACCUAGACCCUACAAUUAGUUAGACUUACAUGUAUUUUACAGAAGUUUAGUGUAUACAAGUUCAAGCAGGAUUAAUUUUUGUGAUAAAGUAUAGUGAUUUCAGUCAGGGUUACACGGGAGAAGCCGCUAUUCUAUAGUUUUACCGUAUAUUCUAUUUCUGUGGUGAUUUAUGUGAACAAAAUGUGAGAAGAAAUGAAAUUGACCCUUGCAUGUUAAGCUCCUGUGAUUACACUGAGGAAGUAUACAAAUUUAAAUUUCCUUGAAAAUGGCCACGGUCCAUGCAUGGGAAAAUGCAUGUAGACUCUGUUCUGAAGAGAAAACUGAAAUGCUAUCGAUAUUUGGUAAUGAAGGCAUUCAACGUAAAGUUGCACAAAAGCUCAGAGCAUGUUUGCCUGUCCUCGUUUACAAGACAGAUCCCUUGCCAAAACAAAUUUGUCAAUUCUGCGCCGCUCGGCUUGACGAUGCUUAUGAAUUUCGGGAAUAUUGUCUAGGCGUUUACAAAGCCAUGCACGCCAAACUCUUAAUGUUCAAGGAUUUGGAGGCGGUACAUAUUUUCCUUGAUGCGAUGCAGAAUUCAUCAGAUCCUUGCCAAGUACAGCUCUGCAAACAAAAAUGCAGAGCGCCUCCCCCUCUAGUUCCAUUGCCUGCAAUACUGUCAAUAGAAAAUACGACACCUUCAGUCAAAAUGCCUGAGAUUGUUCAAUCGAAUCACUCAAGGGAGCCUCUGCCAGAACUACCUUGCGAAGUACAAAUUAAGGAAGAACCAUCAGAGACAGUUCUUAGAACCUCUACUGAUACGGAUACCUCAAACGAAAGAAUUUUUGCAAAUUUAAGCUUAGAAAUACCAUAUGUUCUUGCGAAUGAUCACAGAAAAUCUUAUGACGAAAACGAAGAGUCAAAUCUUUACAAAGGAGAAAAGCCGCGAACUAGUAUAUUGGAGCAAGUACUUAAGGGCACUAUAAGUUUGAACGACAGCCAAGAACUAAAAAGCCAAUAUGGACUUAGUUCUAAAUGGUGGUGUGCUCCCUGUAAUAAUUACUACAGAACAAAAGAAAGUCUCAUAAAACACAUGCAAGUGUUUUGUCCGCGAAGGUACACGUGUAGAAAGUGUUCACGUGUCUUUUAUACUGUGGAGGAUUUAGCGAAGCACGAUGGGACCGAUCACCUGAAAAUCACGUUAGAUUUUGAUGAAUCAGUUACCGAGUGCCAUCAAUGCGAUCGUGAAUUCGUUAGUUGGGAAAUGCUGAGGCAUCACAGACUUCGUGACCAUGUUGCAAAGGAUAUUGAGAUUGGUACGAAUACUUGGUGUCCACCUUGUAACAGAUUCUUCCCCAGUAUAGAAUCGUACCAAAAUCAUAAACAACUCCAUCAAUUGGAUACGAUGACUAAGUUGCCAAUAAGUUCCUUACCCUGCAUUUCUGAAACAGAAUCUACUAGAGAAUUAAGAAAAGAGAACUUCAACGGGGGCGCAAAGUCUUUAGCUUGUCCUACAUGUGGCAAGGUAUGUACUCAACAAAGCGCGUUAUCAAAUCACAUGCGUACUCACGAGCCAAAGAGACAUAAAUGCGAUAUUUGCGGCCGAUUUUUUGGUCUUUUUAUAAGACUAGCAACGCAUAAGAUGACUGAACACAAUCAAGUAAUGACGCCUGUCAUGAAAAGUGUAGAACAAGAAGAAGCUUUAAAUGCUGAGAGAGAAGCAAGGGAAGCAAGAACACGAGGCAAAACCAGAUCUUUUACCGAGAUGGUGGAAGAAAAGGAUUAUCUUAUCAAAGAUAGGCCAAUAAAGCGAAGUGCUUUUUUUGAUUCGAACACGUCGAAAAACGCCGUACGUUGUGGUAUUUGUCUGCAGUGGUUUAGCAAUCGCACAGAAAUGAUUGCUCACUUACAAACGCACUCAGAUUCAGAUUUACCUAAUAACUUUCGUUGUGGUUUAUGUACAAAAACUUUUGAAGAAAAAUGGCAAUUAACAAGGCAUGAAGCUUUUCAUGAACGCACGAGCAUAACGACUUAUAUUUGCACAGCUUGUAACGAAGUUUUUGCAGACAAACCCUCUUACAAAACUCAUCAAGGGAAGCACUCUGUUGACAAAACGUAUCAUUGUGCGAAAUGCAAUAAGAUUUUUUUUAAGGAAUUCUCUUUGCUAACGCAUCAUUGUACUGGAAAACCCAUAUUUAGUCAGAAAAACGCUAUUCCGAAGAUAUUGCAAAGGAGUGCAUCCUUGUUUAGCGCUAAUAAGAAAUACAAAUGCUCGAAGUGUAACGCAACUUUUGCCAAUUCGCAAUCUAGGAAUUCGCAUAUGAGAGUUCAUACUGAAGCACAUUCUAUGAUGAAAGUUAAAAAAAAAGAAUUGAAAAAAAAACUUGAAGUAGAGGCGAUGCCAAAACUUAGUCCCGAAACUUCAACUAGUUCUUCAGUGCCUCAUAUUGAAGAGAAGGCUGACGCUGCUAAAGCGAUUAUGGUAGCACCAGUUAAACGAACAUUGAUUAGAACUGCUGAAGGUUAUCGCUGUGGCGUAUGUCAGUCCCCAUUCAUCCUUCGAGAUUUAGCUGUAGCGCAUCUUCGCUCUGCUCAUCCAGUAAUGCCUUAUCAGUGUCCUUAUUGUAAAAAGCGAUUUACAACACAGUACAUGUUUACACAUCAUAUAAAAGCUGAUCAUCCUGAUGAAACGGAAAAUUGAAAUAUUGAUUGGUUUCUAGAACACAGACGCCAUGUAAAUAUUUCAUGAAGUGCCUAAUUAGUAGCAACUUAGUGUAAUUGGACAUUUCAUGAAAUGCCUAGAUAUUUCACGAACUGCUAGAGGAUUGUCUAUGAUAUACAGUUACAUUAUCUUCCUAGCGUCCUAUACAGCACAAAGUGUAAUAGAGUUAAAUGAAUAUAUUUUUAAAUAAUCACCAUUUAACCAUAGGUUUUGAUUAUUUAAAAAAAUUUUUUUAGGAAGCAAGCGGUAAUAAAGUUCAAUUAAUAUAAUAUACUUUGACACUUUCAGUUUUUUAAAUUAUAGAACAAUUGCGCAGUUCAUAAAAUGACUAAAAAUGGGAGAUAGCGAGUGUAAUUGUCGUUUAUUACACAAUCCGCUAGCAGUUCAUGAACCUGAUUAAAGUAGAGGUUGGAAAAAAACUGAAACCAGACUCCGGCCCGAAAAAAGUCGACCAUUCCCACAGUUUCGGGCUCUUUGCACUCCACUAGAAUUAAGAGGAGAUUAUGGAACUUUUAAAGGCUAAUUAUAUAAUAUUCCUGAAAAAUAUAUUGCUAGAAAAU
Messenger RNA from Belonocnema kinseyi, 3378 nucleotides. Its product is annotated as zinc finger protein Xfin-like. Gene Ontology annotation, biological process: regulation of transcription by RNA polymerase II. Gene Ontology annotation, molecular function: chromatin insulator sequence binding; DNA-binding transcription factor activity, RNA polymerase II-specific; RNA polymerase II transcription regulatory region sequence-specific DNA binding. Bases 386 to 2797 code for a protein of 803 amino acids. Gene Ontology annotation, cellular component: chromosome; nucleus. The transcript has 10 exons. The record is from RefSeq and is a predicted model, not a curated record. NCBI's taxonomy places the organism in Eukaryota, Metazoa, Arthropoda, Insecta, Hymenoptera, Cynipidae.